This is a messenger RNA of Effrenium voratum, 2061 nucleotides long. The record is from the annotation of a GenBank genome assembly. NCBI's taxonomy places the organism in Eukaryota, Dinophyceae, Suessiales, Symbiodiniaceae.
AUGGUGGAGGCUGACAUCGAAGAGGCGCAGAAGGACGCGCCCAAAGAGGCGAAGGAGGCAGAGGCGAAGGACGAUGCGAAAGAGGAUGCGAAGGAGGAUGCGAAGGAGGAUGCGAAGGAGGAUGCGAAGGAGGCUGAUAGGCCGGCGAGCGAUGCGGUCGGUGAGCCGGAGGCCAUCGAUGAGAAGCCGCCGAGCGAGGCCAUCGAUGAGAAGCCCUCGGGCCCAGUGGAGCUCGAAGACUCCGAUGACGAGAUGGAGGUGAGCGGGGCACAGGCGGAGAUGCUGCUGCCACAAAACCUCCUGAGCGAGGAGUUUGCUGAUGAGGCUGUGACCCUGGAUGAGGAUAACUCCCACAAGGACCGGCCGCCCUUCCCGCCCUUCCCCCCGCGGAACUUCGAGCCACCCUCAGACGCGAGGAAGCGGGUCCUCGCGAAGGUGAAGCAACAGGCCUCGGAGCUCGUAGCGGCCGACCACGCAGAGCAGGCCCUGGAGAAGUACAACGAGCUCAUCAAGACAGGCGGGGCUACGGCUCUGAUCAUGGCCGCCCGCGCGGAGGUGCUGCUGAAGCUGGCCAGACCUUGCGCCGCUAUCCGCGACUGCUGCGCGGCGCUGCAGAUGAACGCGGACUGCGGCAAGGCCUACCAUGUGCGCGGGUCAGCGCAUUACAAGCUGCAGCACUGGAAGAAGGCGUACCGAGACCUGUCCCAGGGCCAGCGCCUGGAUUUUCAGGAGGAUUACGCCGACAUGCACGCCACGGUGACGAAGAAGUCAGGAAUGGACAAGGCGCCGCGGCCGGAGCGCCCCAAGGCGGUGGAGUUGAUUUUUCACGCGGAGGCGCCCAAAGUCGUGGUCGAGGAGAAGCCGAAGCCGCCCUCGAAGGAGUUCAAGAUCGGACAAGCCGUAAGGCUGGGGGGCCUGCUGAAGGCGCCCUACCUCAACGGCAAGCGCGGCUUAGUACAACGCCUCAGCACCCAGGACAACGACCGCUGGGAGGUGGAGAUCCGCCUGGAGCGAGGUAUGGUGGAGAUCAAGUCGAUUCGCAGCGAGAACAUUAUUGCGGUGCCUCGCAAUCAAGCUGCGGAGUGGCAGUUGGAGGAGGCCCGGUUCACCCAAGAGCGGCAGCGCCGGGAAAAGGAGGACAAGAGAUGGCGGGAGGAGCAGGAAAAGUCCAAGAAGUUCGGUACCAGUGGCAGGAACGUGUGCGAGAAGACGCUGAAUGCGCAGGGCUUCCCUAUCAUGGACGCUUCUGAAAAGCUGGAGGCGGAGAUGAGUUGCCUGCCGCUGGACAGCGAGGCCCUGGGCCUCCUGCGCCGGCUGCGGCCCUCGGAGGCGCUGCAGGUGCUGCAGCAGGUGAGCAUCCAAGGCAUCAACAACAACAUGUCGAGUUAUAUCAAGAUCAAGGUGAGAUCAAAGCUCGGUGAGGCCGACAACACAGACGAGGAGCCCAAGAUGCCGCAGCCGGUGCCCGCGAAGACCACGCCGCCGGCGAAGCCUGCGCCCGCGUCCACUUCAGAGAAGGCGGAGGAGAAGCCGGAGAAGCUGGACGCAGUGAUGGAGGAGCCUCAAGAGGACGACUCCGAGGAUGAGGACUUCGACCUCUUGCCGGAGGAGAAGGCGCCGGCUUUGGGCCCGGGCUUCAUCGAGGCAGAGCCCACCGAGAAGCAGACGGAGGCUUUGGCCAAGUGGAAGCAGGAGGCGCAGGACUCGCUGGAGGCGGGGGACGUGAAGACCGCCCUGGAGCGGCUCACGGAAGUGGUGGAGGGCGGUGGCGCCACCGCCCUGAUGCUCACCAAACGAGGUGAGAUCUUGCUCAAGGAGCGCAGACCGCUGGCUGCCAUCAAGGAUUGCUCCAAGGCCUUGGAGCUGAAUCCGGACCUGGGCAAGGCCUACCGCAUCCGCGGCAUCGCGCUCCGAAAGCUGGGGAAGUACAAGGACGCCAAGUCUGACCUCGCCCAGGCUCAGCACCUGGACUUCGAUGAAGGCGUCAGCAUCAUCGAGAAGUUCGUGAGCGAGAAGGUCCGUUUGGACGAGCGUCGUCGCAAGAGGCAGAGGACCCAGUGA